GGCGGACUGAAACAGGGAAGAAGACUGUUUGAACCUAAGUAGUGUAGGAUACUUUCACUUAACACAAUGUCGGAAAUAAAGCUUAUUACGUGGCCGCAGGUAGUUCUGUUCGGAGACUCGAUCACUCAGUUUGCUUUCCAAGUGAAGGGGUGGGGCUCUGAGUUAGCACACAAGCUCGCGAGAAAGUGUGAUGUGGUGAACAGAGGAUUGUCUGGAUACAACACUCGAUGGGCUAAACUGGUUCUUCCACGGAUCGUCCCAAAUCACGGUGCUUCUCAUCCUCCUAUCGCAGCAGUGAUGGUGUUUUUCGGUGCCAACGACUCUUCUCUGGAAGAUAAGAACCCACAGCAGCAUGUUUCCUGUGAUGAAUACUCAAAGAAUCUGAAGGACAUAUCUAAAUAUCUGGCCUCAGCUGGCGUGCCCAACGACAAGAUCAUAUUUAUCACUCCUCCACCUAUUCAAGAGGCGCUCUGGGAAAAAGAGUGCCAACUGAAAGGAUGCUCUCUGAAUCGUCUGAACUCGGUGACCGGUCAGUACGCUCAGGUGUGUGUCCAGACAGCACGACAGUGCGGAGUGGACGUGAUUGACCUCUGGUCCCUCAUGCAGAAAGAUGGAGAGGACUUCUCAGCGUAUCUGUCGGACGGCUUGCACCUCUCCGAGAAGGGAAACCAGUUCGUAGCCGAGCACGUGUGGAGACUUUUGGAGAGCAAAGUUUCUGAUUUACCCUUCAUCCUGCCUUACUGGGCUGAUGUAGACUGUAAGAACCCUGAAAACAGCCUGCUGUGUGAAUAGAGUCAGCAAACACACCGGACAUAUAAGAUUAACCGCAACUGUUUCUUACGGGGUUUUUUUUUUCUGGUCGAUUUAAAAUGAGGAUUUGGGGUUUAAGGCAGGGAUGAGAGAAAAGAAAACCAGGUGCUUUAUCACUGACUGGAGCUCUGGGGCAAUGCGGAUGAAGGCGGACUGAGAUAACAUUGUGUUCACAUCAUGUUGAAAUUACAAGAUAGCAGGUUCUAGCAGUUUUUUUUUUUUUACAUCCUCCUGGACAAUACUAGACAAUGAAUGAUUUUGUAAUUCUAACAGCUUAAAAUGUGGAAGUAAGAAGCAUGUACUGUAAUAACUAAGUGUAAUUCCAAUAUUAUGUAAAUAUACAUUAUAUCUUAAAAGUCUCUAUACAUGGAGAAAAUGAACACCCA
Clarias gariepinus (North African catfish) is the source of this 1196-nucleotide messenger RNA. It is a transcript of the gene iah1, whose product is annotated as isoamyl acetate hydrolyzing esterase 1 (putative). Gene Ontology annotation, molecular function: hydrolase activity, acting on ester bonds. Bases 67 to 792 code for a protein of 241 amino acids. The transcript is spliced from 6 exons. Lineage: Eukaryota; Metazoa; Chordata; Actinopteri; Siluriformes; Clariidae. The record is from RefSeq and is a predicted model, not a curated record.